UGGAAGGGUUGACAAGUCCGCUUCACUACUCCAACAUCCUCUCGCCCUGCCUCUUCUAUCGCCUUUUCUUUCGUCACACCCGAUACCCCCCUUGGAGCGCAUCGGCAACAUUUAGCCACCGCAUGCUUUUCUUGUACGUUUCCCUCUCAGGGCGCCGCUCGCUGUGUGGCGUCGCGAGGAAAAGUUUUUGACAGCUUCUCUCUCUCGGACUGACAGCCGACUGGCACACCUCGUUCGGAGAUGCCACGGAGUACACCUCCGUGAAACUGCUGUGACCUUUGUCUCCACCCCGUCACCCGUGUGAAGUGAAGUGUGCGGUGGUGCGGGUUACCUUGUGGUGACCGGAACGUCCCUCCUUGCCAUCCCCAUCCCCUCCCCUCCCGUCCCCCUCCCUUCCCCAACCGCGCAGCCCGGCUUCAGCUCACCUCACGCGGGCAUCAUGAGGACCUGGAGGCGGCGGAGGAACUUUGCCUUUUUGCUCUUCUCUUUCUUUCUUUGUGUGUCCACGGCCACGGAGGAUGGUGACAGCGUGGUUUACAGUACGCGGGGGGGAAGUGGUCCAGGUGAGGCUAAACGGCGAGGGGAAGCCACCGAAGCCGAACGUUACGAGACCACGGUACCUCUGCUGCUGAAGGGCGGGGAGCGUAGUCCUUUCUCCCACCUCGCUGCCACGUGUCACCCUGCGUCACUCCAGCUGCUGGUGCGUGCGGAAGGGGAACAGCUGAUCCUGUUGCUGGAGAAAAAUGAGGGUCUGUUUGCAAGCCAUUACACUGAGACACAUUACCGGGAGGAUGGAAGUUCAGUCACCGGCGCUCACAGCUCCACGAAUAACUGCUACUACCACGGGGAGGUGCAGUCGCAUCCCGACUCUGAUGUCACCUUAAGCACCUGCACGGGCCUCCGAGGCUUCAUCGCGCUCGAAAACAAGACAUUCAUCAUCGAGCCGGUGUCUGGACAUGACAACGGUGCCCACUUCAUCUACCGGGUGGAAGAACUCAAACUGACCCCAGGAGCCUGCGGCCACGGCUUCAACGUGUCAUCGGUCGCCCCUGAAAACCACAUGAAAAGCCCGCUUCAGUCCUUCCACACGAGGCACAAAAGGCAUGCUCAGAAGACGACCAAGUACGUUGAACUGAUCAUCGUUGCAGACAACAGAGAGUUUCAGAAACAAGGGCGGGACGUGGAAAAGGUGAAACAGAGGCUGGCGGAGAUAGCCAAUUACGUGGACAAGUUCUACAGAGCCCUGAACAUCCGGGUGGCUCUGGUGGGUCUGGAGGUGUGGAGCGACUCUGACAAAUGUCCCGUCACCCAGGAUCCCUUCUCCACCCUGCACGAGUUCCUGGAUUGGAGGAAAGUUAAACUGCUGCCCGGGAAGCCGCACGACAACGCGCAACUGAUAAGCGGGGUUUACUUCCAGGGCACCACCAUCGGCAUGGCGCCCAUCAUGAGCAUGUGCACGGCUGAGCAGUCUGGCGGAAUUGUCAUGGAUCACUCCGAGAACCCACUGGGGGCGGCGGUGACUUUGGCCCACGAGCUCGGACACAAUUUCGGGAUGAACCACGACACCCCGGAGCGCGGCUGCGGCUGCAGGAUGACCGCCGACCGCGGCGGCUGCAUCAUGACCCCGUCCACGGGGUACCCGUUCCCUACAGUCUUCAGUACAUGCAGCAAGAAGGACCUCGCUGCCAGUCUGGAGAAGGGCGUGGGCAUGUGCCUGGACAACAUGCCCGAGGUCAAGGUGCUCUACGGCGGCCAGAAGUGCGGCAACGGCUAUGUGGAGGAGGGGGAAGAGUGUGACUGCGGGGAGCCCGAGGAGUGCAUGAACCCAUGCUGCAAUGCCACCACGUGCAGCCUCAAGGGAGACGCCGUGUGUGCACACGGGCAGUGCUGUGAAGAAUGCCGGCUGAAACCGGCCGGCACCUUAUGUCGAGAGUCCAGUAACUCCUGCGACCUGCCGGAGUUCUGCACUGGUGCCAACCCUUACUGCCCAGCCAACGUUUACCUGCACGACGGGCACGCCUGCCACAGCGUCGAGGGCUACUGCUACAACGGCAUCUGCCAGACUCACGAGCAGCAAUGCAUCACCCUGUGGGGACCAGGAGCCAAGCCUGCCCCGGGGAUAUGCUUCGAGAGAGUCAACUCUGCAGGAGAUCCUUACGGGAAUUGCGGGAAGGACCCCAAGGGCUCUUUUGCCAAAUGCGAUGCACGGGACGCAAAGUGUGGUAAAAUUCAGUGCCAGGGAGGAGCCACUCGGCCAGUGAUCGGAACAAACGCCGUUUCCAUCGAAACCAACAUCCCACUUCAGGAAGGAGGGCGCAUUCUGUGCCGGGGAACGCACGUUUAUCUGGGCGACGACAUGCCCGACCCCGGGCUGGUUCUGGCCGGAACAAAGUGUGGAGACGGCGUGGUGUGCCUGAACCGCCAGUGCCAGAACGUCAGUGUCUUCGGUGUGCACGAGUGCUCUGGAAAGUGCAACGGACGCGGGGUGUGCAACAACAAGAAGAACUGCCACUGUGAGGCCCACAGGGCCCCGCCCUUCUGCGAGGAAGCGGGCUUCGGCGGCAGCAUUGACAGCGGGCCAAUGAGACUGGCGGCCGACAGUGUGGUCAUUACUGUGGCCAUCCUGGUCACCCUGGUCAGCCUUCUGGUGACCUUCGUCGUCAUCUUCCUGAGGAGGAAGACUCUGCUGCGCCUCCUCUUCACCAAUAAGAAGAGCACCUUGGAGAAGUUCAGAUCUGUGGAGGCCAACAGUCCAACCAGCCCCAUCAGGACUCAGUCCAUCUACAGGCCGACGCCACAGCGCAAGCCGCCACCCAAACCCUCCGGAGGCAACAUUUAUAAGCCGUCGUUCAUGAGUGCCGAGCCCCUUCUGCCCCCGCACAACUUCCACUCCCACAGCCUGCGCCGGCUGCCCUUCUACCAGCCGCUGCACAUCAGCCAGCCCAUGCCGGUGUCCCUGAGUGUGGGCCAGCCCGCUCUGCCUCCCGUCCCGGCCCCGCACAGGGUGCUGCCGGCCCGCACGCCCCUCUCGCCGCCGCGGGUGACCCCCUUUCUCAGUCUGCCCCGCCAGCAGCCGUCCUACAGGCUGGACCAGGACUUGGAGAAACCCAGUCCGCCUCAGAAACCGCUCCCCGCGGACCCGCUGGGGAGGAGCUCUCGGCGGGGCCACAGUCUCACGGCGGGGAGGGUCCACAUCCCGGGAGCCGGACCCCUCCCCGUGCCCACCCCCACCGUGCCCAGGCCUCCUCCCACCAUCCCUUUACCCAACAGACCCGUGCCGAUGUUGCCCUACAGGCCGCCCAAGGCUCCAAAGGACUGCUGAGCGAGCAGAUUCUCACGCCAACAGACGGAGACUCUGUUCAUUUGCACUAACUUCACCGGGCCUCUGCAAAGGCCUCUUGGACAGUCGGGAGUGUGGCAGAGUUUGUGGUGGAAGGUGGCUGACACCACACCGCGGUGCUACGUUUCUAGAAGGUGCUUUGUUGUCCUCACUCAGGUACCAAUGAACUAUUUAUCUAUUUAUUAUUUUACCGCGAUUUUGUGCACAGGACACUCAUUGAGAGGGACAAGUCAAGAAAAAAAAGAAAAACAAAUAUUUCUUUUGCAUUCUUUGUCGGUUUUUUAUACUUUUCCUCCAAUGAAAUGCCGAAAUAUAUGAUGUUUUUAUAACCAGUUGUGUUGCUUGGAUAUUUGAAGAGCCGGCUUGUUUGUUGGGGCCAACGUGAAGACAAAGGAAAAUGGAGCACAACUCGUCACGUUAUCGGUGUAGCUUGUGGGUGAUUUUUUUAAAAUAUUUUUAUGAUGAAUUCAAUACCAAAUACACCAUUUCUAUAUUAAUGUUGACACGGUGCUUUAAAAAAAAGGUUGAUUAUAAUCUGAAUUGUUUUUUUAAAUCACAUACAGUGAACUGUACUACGUUUUUAUCGUGGAAUCGAUUUGAUCAGCUCAUUUUACUGCGUGUUACCUUGUGAAUUCAGCUUUGGCGCUAAAGUACUUCAUAGGAGGAGCGAUUUUCGCCCCUUUUUCAGACCGGCUUGUGACACACAGCUCGGGACGCACAACGGACUCCGCAUCGUGGCAGACAAUCUCCACAGAAUGGACAGGCUGAUUGUGUUCCAGAAGAAUGACAUCAACAGCAAAUAGCUCAACGUUAACUCUGGUGUUUGUGUGUUUAACGCUCUCGCUCGCCGUGUCCUUCGGGGGGGGUUUCGAGGCCGAGCAGGAUGACUUCAGCACUGUGAGCUUUCCAAACCGUCUCCAGCAACGUGUUCAACACCAUUUGUUUGCUUUUAGAACGUUCCAUUUUGAUUUUGUAUGGAUUUUGAUAUUCUUGAACUCUUGAGAUCAUUCCUGCCUUCAGAGCAUGGCAUUUGCUCCUCGAGUUAGGACACGUCCUAAAAUGUGAUUUGUUGUUGAUUUGCUGUUGUAAAAAGCGCUGUGUGUGUUUUUUUUUUUCAUGUUCACUUUGGAUGACGCUUUUUGUAGUUGGAAGUAUUUUCAAAUGCAGCGCGUACCUUGUCGGCGUGGCCGGAGGCUGCAGAGUCGGCGAGGCACUGCGUACCUGCGUUGCUCACAGUGUACAGACGCGAUGCUUCUCUUGUUUCGGAGGUGUUCAGAGUAACUGCCCCCCCGCUGGAAAAUGUUUGUGUGCUGUUUGUAGCCCUUAAAUGUUUAUUCCAUUUGUAAAAAAAAAUAUCUUAAAUGUGCUGUGUUUAAUUACAUCCGUGUACCCUGUUUAAACCAUUGUAAAGAGUCAAUAUUGUAUGUUAUCAUUAGAUUUUUUCUUCUUUUUUUUCAAAGCACAGUAAUAUAAGAAUUGCUUUGAGGUUGUGCCCCAUUUACACCGGGUGAUGAAAACAUGACUUUGAAGAAUCCAAGCCAGGGACGAAUGUUUUGGGUUAACAUUUUAAACGAGAGAUUUUAUUGAUGAGAGCCAAAUAAAAAUCCCUUUACAGCUGUUUAUAACAAGUUUUAAUUGCAUUUUCACUUUGAUAUUCAAAAAACUUCAAAAAGAAAAUGGCUUGAGAUGAACUUUUCAAAACCACAAGUCGAUGUUAAAGAGGCAAACAGCAGUUCAUAAGAAAAAUAUUUCCACCAUUCGAUGUGCCCAAAUAAUUGACCUUUUUUGUUGUUGUUUUUCUGGGUGUGCCUAAACAUAAAAAACAUAGAACCCUUUGACCCUCCUCUCCUCUCAGCAGCAAGCAAUAAACACCUCGGGGGUGUGUGUCAUUUUCCCCUGUGAAAGUCUUACUUCAUUCUUUAUAUGAAGGCCCGCUCUGCUGCCGGACUUCAGGUGGAACAGAACCGACCAUCAUGGUUUGUUCAC
Pungitius pungitius (ninespine stickleback) is the source of this 5326-nucleotide messenger RNA. RefSeq names its product ADAM metallopeptidase domain 12b (gene adam12b). The transcript has 23 exons. Lineage: Eukaryota; Metazoa; Chordata; Actinopteri; Perciformes; Gasterosteidae. Bases 440 to 3322 code for a protein of 960 amino acids. Gene Ontology annotation, biological process: proteolysis. Gene Ontology annotation, molecular function: metalloendopeptidase activity. The record is from RefSeq and is a predicted model, not a curated record.